This is a messenger RNA of Castor canadensis (American beaver), 1041 nucleotides long. Lineage: Eukaryota; Metazoa; Chordata; Mammalia; Rodentia; Castoridae. The record is from RefSeq and is a predicted model, not a curated record.
CCCGGAAACCAAUUAGAAAACCGUCUUUAUUUUCCAGUUUAUGUCAGAUUUGCCCUUGGAUGCCUAAGCAUGUCUUAUUCUCAUUCGUGAUUGCUGCUCCUUCGAUUUUAAAUUGAGAAUUAUUGAGAAGGCAGUAUUUGAAUUGAGAUUAGACACAUGCCUUUAAAGGUUAAGAUAAGUAUUUUUGCACAAAUCCAUAGGAGAAAUUUUUGGUCCCCUCAAUGCUGGCAUUUGAAGUAGAAUUUGUUUUUCUUGUUUGAGCUGAUGUGAACUGAGACAGCUUUCUUCUACACUGUCAAGGUUUUAAACUUGUAUCCCUUCCUUUGAUUUGUGUCAGGGUGAACCGUUUGAUGUAAAAGACUUGACUCCAUAAUCUUCAACUGCCCUAAUGCUGUCAUCUGGAGUAGAGACUCAGCCAGUUCCUCUUGAUUCCUCCAUGUCUGCUGUGGUACAGGAAUUAUACUCUGAACUCCCAGUGAGUGUCUCCAGAGAACUUCUUGCUGACCCUGAGCCACAUGUGAUUCCAGAUGUAAAACCUGGAGCCCCAAGCUCUCUUAAAAGGCAGAGUAGGACAUUGCCUGUGGAACUGCAGAGGACUCAUGCAGAAAGUUGUGAAGAAGCCCCUGAGACCUUGGACCAUGGGGGCAAGCCAGGGUGGUGUGGGCUAGUGGACUGCAUGGCAGGAGGUUCUGUGGCUUCUGAGAUCUUGGAUAGGGACAAGAAAAUCAAGAGCAUGGAACUAAAGGUCUUCAGAGAUCCAGGGGAUCAGGCGGAAGCUAUCAGAGACCCCUGUGAGGGAGCAAAGGAAGACCCAUGUCAACAUUCCACAGCCGCUGAAGACAAGGUCAGCUCAAGUCAGUUCCGAUGCAGCAUAAAAGCAGGCAGAGACGGGACAUCAAUGAAUGCAUGUGGCCGUAUCCCAGUGGAACUUCUUUUUUUGCAGGUAGGGUCUUGCUGUGUUACCCUGGGCUGACUGAUAAAACCUUGCUAAAGAGAAAUCUGAUAACACUUAACAAAACUAUAUAUAUCUUGACCUGUUGA